AUGACCACGAGGAAGAUAGGUGGUGUUGCAUGUUCUUCUCACCUCCUCUGUGGAAGAGUUUGCAGGGUGCAUGUUUCAGAUUGCUUUAUUAUUUCAGCAAGGAAACAUCUGUACGGACUGUUUCAUUACAACUCCACAAUGCUUCGAUUUGAAUCGCUUCCAGAUCCCACAGAUACCUGGGAAAUUAUAGAGACCAUAGGCAAAGGCACCUAUGGCAAGGUCUAUAAGGUAACUAACAAGAGAGAUGGGAGCCUGGCUGCAGUAAAAAUUCUAGAUCCAAUCAGUGAUAUGGAUGAAGAGAUUGAGGCAGAAUACAACAUUUUGCAGUUUCUUCCAAAUCAUCCCAACGUUGUAAAAUUCUAUGGGAUGUUUUACAAAGCAGAUCACUGUGUGGGAGGACAGCUGUGGCUGGUCCUGGAGUUGUGUAAUGGGGGCUCAGUCACUGAACUUGUCAAGGGUCUACUCAGGUGCGGCCAGCGGUUGGACGAAGCUAUGAUUUCAUACAUCUUAUAUGGGGCCCUCUUGGGCCUUCAGCAUUUGCACAAUAACCGAAUCAUCCACCGUGAUGUCAAGGGGAAUAACAUUCUUCUGACAACAGAAGGAGGAGUUAAGCUCGUUGAUUUUGGUGUCUCAGCUCAGCUCACCAGUACACGUCUACGGAGAAACACCUCUGUUGGAACCCCUUUCUGGAUGGCCCCUGAGGUCAUUGCUUGUGAGCAGCAGUAUGAUUCUUCCUAUGACGCUCGCUGUGACGUCUGGUCCUUGGGGAUCACAGCUAUUGAACUGGGAGAUGGAGACCCUCCCCUCUUUGACAUGCAUCCUGUGAAAACGCUCUUUAAGAUUCCAAGAAAUCCACCACCUACUUUACUUCAUCCAGAGAGGUGGUGUGAGGAAUUCAACCACUUCAUUUCACAGUGUCUCAUUAAGGAUUUUGAAAAGCGACCUUCUGUCACACAUCUCCUUGACCAUCCAUUUAUUCAGAGAGUCCACGGGAAGGUUUUGUUUCUGCAAAAACAGCUGGCUAAGGUUCUCCAGGACCAGAAGCAUCUAAAUCCUGUUGUUAAGACCAGGCAUGAAAGGAUGCAUACCAGAAGACCCUAUCAUGUGGAAGAUGCUGAAAAAUACUGCCUUGAGGAUGAUUUGGUCAAUCUCGAGGUUCUGGAUGAGGAUACAAUUAUUCAUCAGUUGCAGAAGCGUUAUGUGGACUUACUGAUUUAUACAUAUGUUGGAGACAUCUUAAUUGCCUUAAACCCCUUCCAGAAUCUAAGCAUAUACUCUCCACAGUUUUCCAGACUUUAUCAUGGAGUGAAACGUGCCUCAAAUCCCCCCCACAUAUUUGCAUCAGCAGAUGCUGCUUACCAAUGCAUGGUUACUUUCAACAAAGAUCAGUGCGUUGUCAUCAGUGGAGAAAGCGGCUCUGGGAAGACAGAAAGCGCCCACCUGAUUGUUCAGCAUUUGACUUUCUUGGGAAAGGCAGAUAAUCAGACCUUGAGAGAGAAAAUCCUGCAGGUCAACUCCCUGGUGGAAGCCUUUGGAAAUGCAUGCACUGCCAUCAAUGACAAUUCCAGCCGUUUUGGAAAAUACCUGGAAAUGAUGUUUACCCCAACAGGAGCUGUGAUGGGGGCCAGAAUCUCUGAAUAUCUCCUUGAAAAAUCCAGAGUUAUAAAACAGGCAGCGGGAGAGAAAAAUUUCCAUAUAUUUUACUAUAUUUAUGCUGGUCUGUAUCACCAGAAGAAACUUACUGAGUUCAGACUUCCUGAAGAAAAGCCUCCUAGGUACAUAGCUGAUGAAACUGGAAGGGUGAUGCACGACAUAACUUCCAAGGAGUCUUACAGAAGACAGUUUGAAGCAAUUCAGCAUUGCUUCAGGAUUAUAGGCUUCACUGACAAGGAGGUGCACUCAGUGUACAGAAUUUUGGCUGGGAUUUUGAAUAUUGGAAAUAUUGAGUUUGCAGCUAUUUCCUCUCAACAUCAAACCGAUAAAAGUGAGGUGCCCAAUGCAGAAGCCUUGAAAAAUGCUGCCUCCGUUCUCUGCAUCAGUCCCGAAGAGCUCCAGGAGGCCCUCACCUCACACUGUGUGGUCACCCGGGGGGAGACCAUCAUCCGAGCCAACACCGUUGACAGGGCCGCGGACGUCCGAGAUGCCAUGUCCAAGGCUCUGUAUGGGAGGCUCUUCAGCUGGAUCGUCAAUCGCAUCAAUACACUCCUGCAGCCAGACAAAAACAUAUGCAGUGCAGACAAUGGCAUGAAUGUGGGGAUCCUGGAUAUUUUUGGAUUUGAGAACUUUCAGAGAAAUUCAUUUGAGCAGCUCUGCAUAAACAUCGCCAAUGAGCAAAUCCAAUACUAUUUCAUUCAGCAUGUUUUUGCUCUCGAGCAGAUGGAGUAUCAGAAUGAGGGCAUCGAUGCUACACCCGUGGAGUACCAGGACAACCGCCCACUCCUGGAUAUGUUCCUCCAGAAACCCCUGGGUCUGCUCGCACUUCUGGAUGAGGAAAGUCGGUUUCCUCAAGCAACAGACCAGACCCUGGUUGAUAAAUUUGAAGAUAAUCUCCGAUGCAAAUACUUCUGGAGGCCCAGAGGAGUGGAGCUGAGCUUUGGCAUUCAGCACUAUGCUGGAAAGGUAUUGUACGAUGCUUCUGGGGUUCUUGAGAAAAACAGAGAUACUCUCCCUGCUGAUGUGGUUGUCAUACUAAGAACAUCAGAAAACCAGCUCCUCCAGCAACUCUUCUCAAUCCCUUUGACCAAAACAGGUAAUUUGGCCCAGACAAGAGCCAGGAUAACAGCAGCCUCAAGGUCUUUGCCUCCACAUUUCAGUGCUGGGAGACCCAAGGUGGACACACUGGAAGUGAUACGGCAUCCAGAAGAAACCACCAGCAUGAAGGGGCAGACCGUGGCUUCUUACUUCCGGUAUUCUCUGAUGGACCUGCUCUCCAAAAUGGUGGUGGGACAGCCCCACUUUGUACGCUGCAUCAAGCCCAAUGAUGACCGAGAGGCCCUGAAGUUCUCCCGAGACAGAGUGCUGGCCCAGCUCCGUGCCACGGGGAUCCUGGAGACAGUCAGCAUCCGUCAGCAGGGGUAUUCCCACCGCAUCCUCUUCGAGGAGUUUGUAAAAAGGUAUUAUUACUUGGCAUUCAGGGCACAUCAAACACCUCUUGCUAGCAAAGAGAGCUGCAUUGCUAUCUUGGAAAAGUCCAGAUUAGAUCACUGGCUGCUGGGAAAAACAAAGGUUUUUCUCAAAUAUUACCAUGUUGAGCAGUUAAAUUUGCUGCUGCGGGAAGUCAUAGGCAGAGUGGUUGUGCUGCAGGCCUAUGCUAAGGGAUGGCUUGGAGCCAGAAGAUACAAAAGAGUCAGAGAGAAGAGAGAGAAGGGGGCUGUUGCCAUCCAGUCAGCCUGGAGAGGAUAUGAUGCUCGGAGGAAAUUUAAGAAAAUAAGCAACAGAAGGAAUGAGUCUGCUGUUCAUAAUCCCAUGGGGCGCCCUUCUGACCAGAGCGGUGAUCCGUACCCCACUGUCGCAGCAGACACCAGGGGAACUGCCCAGGUUCCAGACUGCAGUGAGCCUGGCGACCACAAAGUUGAGGUCAUUAGAGUCCUGAGGAGCUCUGUCGGUCAUAAAAGUGGUCCACGAGCCGACGGCAGCAGUGGCCAUGCAGAGACUUCAAGCAACUCCCCUGCUAUCGCUGAGAAAGAUCAGCAUCCACACGCCCAGAGUUCUUCCAAAGGGUGCGACGUCUUCACAGGACAUUCAAAUCAGCAUUCAGUUUGGGGGACUGAUUUGCUGUCUUCUGGGACAUGCCAUUCUGCUCCAGACCGCCCAGGACUGAGUUUAUGGGGAGUUCCCAAAAAACCAAAUUCAGAAAAUGGUCUCGUACAGAAGCAGCGAAUACCUCGCCGAAGAUGUCAGCAGCCCAAAAUGUUGAGUAGCCCUGAGGACACCAUGUACUAUAACCAGUUAAAUGGAACUCUAGAAUAUCAAGGGAGCAAGAGGAAGCCAAGAAAACUUGGCCAAAUCAAAGUGCUUGAUGGGGAAGAUGAAUAUUACAAAUCUCUGUCACCUGUGGACUCUAUCCCUGAGGAAGACAGCUCAGCCCACCCUUUCUUUUUUUCUUUAUCCUCCAAAGGAGCAUCUUUUGCUCAGCCCUGA
Molecule: messenger RNA, 4140 nt
Organism: Phacochoerus africanus (Common warthog)
Lineage: Eukaryota; Metazoa; Chordata; Mammalia; Artiodactyla; Suidae
Gene: MYO3B
Product: myosin IIIB
Exons: 39
Coding region: 1-4140 (1379 amino acids)
Biological process (GO): protein phosphorylation
Cellular component (GO): myosin complex
Molecular function (GO): protein kinase activity; cytoskeletal motor activity; ATP binding
Source: RefSeq, a predicted model, not a curated record